AUGGCACCGGUAUCCCACAAUGUCCAUGCUGCCCCCACGCUCCCCCUCCAAGAAGUCCUUCCAAGGCGUCAACACAGCCGAGAAGCGCCCCGCCUCGCCAAACACCCUCAUGAGCCUCAACAGCCCCACCUCGACUCCCAAGUCGCCCAAGGUCGUGCUCGGAGUAUGUGCCAUGGACGUCAAGGCCCGGAGCAAGGCCAUGCGAGAAAUCCUCACUCGCCUUGUAGAUAUCGAGAAGGGCGGUCUGGAAGUUAAGAUCUUUGGCGACGUUGUCAUCCUCGAGGAAGACAUCUCUCAUUGGCCUCCUGUGGAUGUACUGGUCUCCUUCUUCUCUACCGACUUUCCCCUCCCCAAGGCGAUUUCUUACACCCAAAUUCCAAACCGGCCCCCGCCCAUCUCCAUCAACUCGCUGUCUAUGCAGUCGCUCCUCUGGGACCGCCGGCUCGUGCUAGCUAUCCUGGACCAUAUCGGCGUGCCUACGCCGAACCGCGCGGAAAUCUCACGAGAUGGAGGGCCCCGUAUACCCAGGUCGUUGAGACGCAAAGUCAGAAAAGAGCUGGGUCUGGUGCUUCCUGGACCUAAAUCAAAAGACGAAGACGAAUGGGACAAGGUCGUCAUCCCGGACCGGUGGAAGGGCAAACAGAGGAAGGACGCCAUUCCCAAAGAUACCGAGGUCAUCCUUCGCGAAGACGGGGAUGCCAUCAUUGUUGGUGGACAUGUCAUCGAAAAGCCUUUUGUCGAGAAACCCGUCGAUGGUGAGGACCACAAUGUGUACAUCUACUAUCGUGGCGGAGGUGGUCGACGACUGUUCCGGAAAGUCGGCAACAAGUCGAGUGAACAUGACCCUAAUAUGUAUCACCCCCGUACCAUCGGAUCCUUCAUCUAUGAAGAGUUCAUCAACGUUGACAAUGCCGAAGAUAUCAAGGUUUACACGAUCGGCUCCAACUUUUCCCACGCCGAGACCCGUAAAUCUCCCGUAGUAGACGGCCUUGUCAGGCGAAACGCCGAUGGCAAAGAGACGCGGUUCAUCACUUCUCUCUCUGAGGCUGAGAACCAAUGCGCCAAGGACGUUGUUGAAGCAUUCGGUCAGCGAGUCUGCGGCUUCGAUCUGUUGAGGUGUGGUUCGAGGAGUAUGGUCAUUGAUGUCAACGGAUGGAGUUUCGUCAAGGGCAACCAGGCAUACUACGACAAAGCCGCCGAAAUCCUCUCUGGCGUCUGCCAACUUGCGCGCGACCGCAAAAUCCGAGGCAUCCAAGCCGGCUUACCUGCCGAUAACAACAACAACGAAAGUGCCGGAGGCUCCACAACCAGUACCCUCCGUGCCACCAUCACUGUGUUGCGUCAUGCGGACCGCACGCCCAAGAUGAAGCUCAAGUUCUCAUUCCCAGCCGACCAAGCUUGGUCCAAGCCUUUCCUUCGACUGCUCCGCGGUCAUCGUGAAGAGAUUAUUCUUCGUGAUACGAGGCAGUUGCAGUUUAUCCUUUCGGCGGCGGAAGAGUCUGCCAAGAUGGAAGGUAUUACGGAAGAGCAGCUGCAAAAGCUGUCGCAGAUCAAGGAAGCGUUGGGACGAAAGAUGAGUUUUGCGGGGACGAAAGCGCAGCUCAAGCCUAGUUUCGCCAAGAAAAAGGGCGAGAAGGGGGAGAAAGAAGGCAAGAAGGACAAGAAGGAGAAGGAGGAGAAGGAGGACGAGGGUGAUGAAGAGGACGAGUCUGAAGAGGGCAGGAGGAGAGUGAACGAAUGGCUCGCCCGAGGUGAACGAGCCACUGCAGAUGGUGUCGCCCCUCACCCGUCCACCCCCGACAAUGCUGCUGUCGAUGUCGGUCCCCGCUCUGGAGUCCCUCACAGUCCUCAGAUCACUGCUGCUCUCGACGAGGCUCCUGCUGGUGGUAGGCAUGUCAACUGCCAACACGCCGAGGAUGAACCAGACAUCCCGGAAGGGCUGGAGAAGAUGCAGUUGGUUGUCAAGUGGGGUGGUGAGAGCACACACUCUUCUAGGUAUCAGAGUAGGGACCUGGGUGAUGCGUUCAAAAAGGAUAUCAUGAUCAUGAACAAGGACGUGCUCAACAACGUCAAGAUCUAUACCUCUUCCGAACGUCGAGUCAUCAACACUGCCCAAAUCUUCGCCCACGCCCUUCUCGGUGCCGAAGGAUCCUCUUCCACCUCCCAACAAGCCUCCUCCGGCAACGGCCAAUCUUCCAUCGCCGCCUCCCGCCUUCCGCCUGACGCUGGCCCUGCGGGUCCUCAGAUCAGUCAUCUCAUCCAGCGACGCGACCUCUUGGAUGACAACAAUGCGGCCAAGACGCUGACGAGUGACGCAAAGAAGAAGCUCAAGAUGCUGCUGAGGACGGGCGAAACAGAGAGAAGGACGGAUUUGGCGUGGCCAAAGAGUUUCAAGAAGGAGCCUGUUGAAGUCGUCUCUGAUGUCAUUGAACAGCUCACUGAGCUCCGUGGUAUCAUGCGCCGUAAUUACGAAAACGGCAACGUUGAAAAGAUCCCCCAACAGCGAUGGUGCAGUGGCGACAGCCCAUGGUUGUUCAAGGAGCGUUGGGAGAAGAUCUUUGAUGACUGGGUAGGCGUCAAGCAGGAAAAGUUUGAUCCUUCGAGAGUCUCCGAGCUGUAUGACAGUAUCAAGUACGAUAGUCUGCACAACAGGACCUUCCUCUUUGCCGUUUUUGACCCCGAGGGUAAGGGACAGACCAGCAAGGCCGGUGCUCCCAACCAAGACCGACGCCUGCAUGACCUCUUUGGUCGUGCCAAAGCUCUCUUCGACCUUGUUGCCCCCCAAGAAUACGGCUUCGACGCCGAGGCUAAAGAGGAGAUUGGCGUCCUCACAAGUCUGCCGUUACUGAGAAAGGUGUGGGAAGACUUGGAAGAAGCAAAGAGCACUGGCAAAUCUUUGGCUUGCUUCUACUUUACGUGCGUACACUCUCUGCUUCCAGGUCAAGAUUUGCUGAUACAUGCACCUCACAGUAAGGAAUCUCAUAUCACGACUUUUGUCCACCUCCUCCUCGCUUCCGGGCUUCCUUUCACCAACGUCCGUAUCCCCGAGCUCGACUAUUGUUCCCACUGCACUAUCGAACUGUGGGAAAAGUCUACCGGCACUGGGCAGAAGGACUUUUCCAUCCGAUUGAGUAUCAGCGAGGGCGCGCACAGUCCGGCUGUAUUGGACAGCAACGUCGAUGCUCGCCACAGUCUCACAGUCCAGCCCCGCAAGAAGCUCUCCUCCCACAUCGACUACGACCUCGCCAAAGACUGCUUCUCUAAACACUUCAACCGCGGGCUCUCCUUCUCUACCACCCCUCUUGAAGGGGAUGAGGUCUAUUUGAAGAAGAGUAUCCAGGACGAGUCGGUGUUGCCGUUGUCGAGCUUGCAUGGGGCGGCGAGUAGUAGUAGGCAGGGGGAUGAGACGCCGCGGAUGAUUAGUUCGGCUAGUAGUGAUAGGAGCCACCCGGGGGAUGGGUGGUGAGCGGCAUGCUUUGGACAAUUUGGAUACGUUUGUUGUUCAGGCAGGUGUUCACAUCGAUUCGAUGAUCUCUUCAGUAGAAUUGAUGAAUAUGUAUGACGGCUGCCAUCGGCUGUUUUUGGUUCGUAAGCGUGAUGAGUGGAGCCAGCUUGCUUGGCUUCUUGAAUGACGAACAUCACCUGCGAGGCCUAGCAGCAGGAGCCCCAAUCGAUAGAAGACGAAGCAUUCACCGCAACCUAUCAAAUAUCAGUCGCGCUGCGAAUGCGCCCAAUCCAUGCUAGGAUUAGUCGGAAUAUUACCCCGGUUAGUUGCCAAGAGGCGAGACUCUAAUACUCUAAAAGCCCUAGUCUGUCAAGCAAGAAGCGAUGCGGUCACCAUCCCGGCGCAACCCGGUACGAAACUCGGUAAAGAGCUUUACCCGCACCGACCACGCCGAGCCAAUCAGCGCGCUGCCCACACGUUUGGGGCUCGUACACGACUCAUUCCUCAAUUUCCAACAUCGAAUG
Messenger RNA from Cryptococcus amylolentus CBS 6039, 3969 nucleotides. RefSeq lists its product as hypothetical. Bases 20 to 3466 code for a protein of 1148 amino acids. Lineage: Eukaryota; Fungi; Basidiomycota; Tremellomycetes; Tremellales; Cryptococcaceae. The transcript is spliced from 10 exons. Gene Ontology annotation, molecular function: inositol hexakisphosphate kinase activity; diphosphoinositol pentakisphosphate kinase activity; 5-diphosphoinositol pentakisphosphate 1-kinase activity. Gene Ontology annotation, biological process: inositol phosphate biosynthetic process; inositol metabolic process. Gene Ontology annotation, cellular component: cytosol. The record is from RefSeq and is a predicted model, not a curated record.